Messenger RNA from Meloidogyne enterolobii, 4005 nucleotides. Lineage: Eukaryota; Metazoa; Nematoda; Chromadorea; Rhabditida; Meloidogynidae. The record is from the annotation of a GenBank genome assembly.
AUGUCUCCUCCACCUUCGAAGAAAGCACGACAUUUCUUCAUUGAUAAUCUAUUACAGAAAGGUGAUGGUGAUUAUGUAAAACAUUUGGGUGAAGAAACUAAAAUCACCCGGAAAUUUAACCUUACCAAACUGUCUACUAAAUUCUUAAUUUCGAAUAUCCCACCCGAUCCUGAGGGUUUAUUAAAAGGAAUUUUCCAAGAAUGCAUCGACAAAACAUUGGAGACGAGUCAUGGUCAUCAGCUUGAUCCAGAUCAACUUGGCUGUACAGUGAGCAGUCAAUUGUUAGAAUCAGAUAUUUGGAUUCCAAUACGUGAAAUUUCUCCCAACACGGUGGAUUCAAUUCUUAACCAAUUUCUAAAAGUGGCCCAAUCUAAAAAACAGGAUCAGGGAAUGUUAUGGGGUGAACCAUUUACCGUUUCUGUUACAGCUAUUGACAAAAAACAUCUGCCUACAACACGUUCUAUUAAUGGUAGUGGCAAAAAUCCAUCACCAAUUCGACAUAAAGUUAAAGACCACAACCUCAUUAAAAUUAUUAAUUCAGACAACUACUGCUUAUUUCGAUCAUUGUCUGCCACCUUUAUAUUUUCAACAUGCUCAUGGCCGAAAUGGAAGUUCUAUGACUAUAUGCAUAGCAGAUUAGGAAUGAAGAAACGUUUGGAACAUGAUACAACAUUCUUGAUGGAAAAUGUAGGAGCUCCUCUUGAUUUAACAACAUAUGAUGCAAAUGAAUGGGUACCCAAGGUGGUUGAUUAUUGGAAUUCAAGGAAUGAUGGCCUGUUUAAAGUUUUUAUUUUUGGAGAAUUAGAUGAAAAACCUAUCUUUAAAUAUGGGGAUGAAAAUCACACUACUCCAAUUCUUCUUUAUUACAACAAUAAUCAUUUUGAUGGAGUUAGAAAAGCAAGUGAUUUAUUCGGUAAACCUUAUUGCCUAUCAUGUGAGAUAAUUUACAACCGCCCAAAAGAUCAUUCUAUCACCUGCACAUCAAAAUGUCAAAAUUGCUCCAGGAUCGGACCCAAUUACCCAUGCCAGCCUUUAGAUAACUACUUCAAACGGUGCAAUGGUUGUUCUAAGGAAUUUAAUAAUGAAGAGUGCUACACCCAUCAUCUCAAAUCUAAAUUUUGCCACAACUCUAAGAAAUGUGAGAAAUGUGGAGUUAUAUGGAAUGUUGCUGUGAACAACCGGAAUGGACGUACUGGUCAUGUUUGUUCAGAACGUUACUGCACCACCUGCUUUAGCUUCCAUGACCCAAAAAGAGGUUGUUACAUUAAAUCUCUAACUCAAAGGAAGCCAAAACCCUACCGAGUCAUCGCUUUUGACUUUGAAACCAUGCAACACAGGCAAGGCGAAAAAGGGAAAUUACAUGAAGUGAAUUUUAUAUCUGCAAAAAUCAACUGCCCCGAGUGUAUUAGUAACGGAAACAACGAUUGUACUAUUUGCGGAGAAGAACGAACUAUAACCUUCUCCCACCAACCAUUUUCCAACACUCAAGUCGACCAACAAAAUGUUACUAAUGAUCCUCUGGCUGAUUUUGUAACCUGGAUCACUAAUUUUUCUACUGAUACAAUAGCCUUCUCUCAUUUUGGAGGAAGGUUUGAUAUGGUCCUAGUCUUCAAAGCAUUGUAUCUCAAAGGCCUAAUCCCAGAAAUGAUAAAGAAAGGUAACAAAAUGUAUGAGAUGAAGGUGAAGAACAAUAAAAAAUGCUGGGUCAUCUUCAGAGACACAUACAAUCUAAUGCCAAUGCCGUUGGCUUCACUAGUACCAGCCUUUGCUCUUAAAAUGGAAGACAAACCUUUCUUCCCUCACCUGGCCAACAACCCAAAGAAUUAUGGGAAAGAAAUCUUUCCGACAAAAGAAGAUUACCUUGCUAAUGGGAUGAUGCCUGAAAAGAGGGCUCAGUUCGAUAAAUGGUUUGACCAACAUAAAAAUGAGCCCUUCAACUUAAAUGAACAACUAGCAGCAUAUUGUAUCAACGAUGUGGAGAUCCUCAUGGCUGCGCUCAUUGCCUUCAGAACGGAAUUUUUGGAAGUCUCCAAUGGCUUGGAUGUUCUUCGUGAAGCUAUGACAAUUGCUUCUGCCUGCAUGAAGCACUUCCGCAUGAAUCACCUCAAAGCCAACCAUUUAGGAAUUGUUCCUGAAAAAGGUUACGACAACGUCGACAACCAAAGUAAAAUUGCUCUCAAGUUUCUGAAAUGGUAUGGCGAGAAGAAUAACGUUACAAUUAGGACAGCACACUCAAAGAAUGGGGAGAAGAAAAUUGGAAAUUAUAAAUUGGAUGGAUGGGUUGAGGAAAAGAAAUUGGCUAUUGAAGUCAAUGGUUGCUGCUGGCAUGGAUGUAUCAAAUGCUAUCCUGACGACGAUCUUAAGCUUCCAACAGGUCUUACAGCUGGAAAACAGCGGGAGAAGGACCAAAAACGUCUAAAUUUUAUUAGGAAUUUGGGGGUCAAAGUGGCUGUAUAUUGGGAGUGUCAAAUCAUUGAUAUGGUAGCAAAAGAUUAUGAAAUGAGGAAGAUGUUUAAAAAAUAUCUGGAUGAUGGACCAAUAAAUAUUAGAGAGGCCUUCUAUGGGGGAAGAACUGGUCCCUUGAAGUUAUUCCACAAGGCUGAGGAUGGACAAAAAAUUUCUUACUACGAUGUCACCUCCCUUUACCCAUUUAUCAACGUCUCAACUCGAUAUCCUGUUGGGCAUCCAGAAGUCCACGUCAUCAAUAUGGAUGUCAAUUGGACCAAACCUGAAGACAACACUUACAACACUGCUCUUUUAAAAUUAUUCGUCAUACCACCGAGAAGUAUUGACGUUCCUGUUUUACCAAUGAAAAUUGGGGAAGACGAAGAUGAACGACUACUGUUCCCCCUGUGUUCUACUUGUGCAAAAGAGUACCCUAAAGGUGAUGUCAACGAAAACUACAGCUACCCCCACACUAAUAAACAGCGAGGGUGGGUCAGCACAUGUACGUCUAUUGAGAUAAACGAAGCCCUCAAGGAGGGGUAUGUGGUGACCAAACUCUUCAGGGUUCUGGAGUUCAAAAACUAUGACGACAAACUGUUCAGACCCUACAUCAAUGAAUUUAUGACCCAAAAAAUUCACUCUUCAGGUUUUGACAACACCAUCAAGGGUGACAAAUUGAAAGAAGAUAAAUUUAUGAAAGAGUGCCUGGAAAUGUUUGGAAUUAAGAUUGAGAGGGAGAAAAUGGCGGCCAACAAAGGGAAACGGACACAAGCGAAAUUGUGUCUUAACAACUUAUGGGGAAGAUUUUCACUUCGUAACUUUGGACUCUCACAGUGCAAAAUUACUGACGACCCAAGUGAAUACGUAAAAAUGAGUAACGACCCAGCAAUAACAGUUAAUCAUUGUCAUGAAUUGACUGAAGAUGGGACUGUGCUUAUCGACUACAUUAAGAAAAAAGAUUGGGUGGAGGAGCAUGACUCAUCAAACGUCAUAAUCUCGCUCUGGACCACAUCAGCAGCGAGAAUUCACCUUCUACACGCAAUGCAGAAAGUUGUAAGGACUCCGGGGUGUGAGUUACUAUACACCGACACCGAUUCUUUAAUCUUCAUCCACCCAGACAACAAAUGCCCACUUGAAUUAGGGCCUCAUCUGGGUCAGUUUACUGAUGAGUACCCAGACUUUGAUAUUUUGGAGUACUGCUCUGGAGGAGCAAAGCAGUAUGGUUUGAAACUUCAAAAUAAGUCUACUCCCAAUACUGAGCCGGACUAUGUUCUCAAAGUCCGCGGAAUGACACUCAACUGGGAUGUCAUCAACAAUCAAGGUCUCUGCUACGAAAAUUUCAAGAAGCAAGUUUUUGAUUUUACAAAAAUUGAUAAUAUUCCAAUUUUAAUUAAAUACCCAAAUUUUCUUAAACCAUCUAUUAAAGAUGGAUCAAUUAUCACUCAACCCCUUACUAAAAUUUAUAAACCUUAUGUCGGUAAGGGCAUUGUCCGCCCUUCCGAUUUUGUUGUACUAAAUUUUGGUUAUAUUAAUAAUCGCCAUCCUAGAAUUUUAUUGUAA